AGUUUCUUUGGCUUUGGCCAGAGUGCAGAAAUUGACUUAGUUUUAGAUGGACAAGAAAAUCGCAGGCAAGCAGAGAUUAAGACUGAAGAUGGCAAGAGGGAGAAGUGCUACCUCUUCUUUGAUGGUGAAAGUGUCUCCGGAAAGGUGAAUGUAACAUUGAAGAAAAGUGGCAAACUAGAACACCAGGGAAUAAAAAUUGAAUUCAUAGGACAAAUUGAACUGUACUACGACAGGGGGAACCACCACGAAUUCACGUCAUUGGUCAAAGAACUUGCAAGGCCUGGGGAACUGACACAGAGCACUAGUUACAACUUUGAGUUUUCACAGGUGGAAAAGCCCUAUGAGUCCUACACAGGUGCCAAUGUCCGAUUAAGAUAUUUCCUCCGAGUGACCAUCGUCAAACGCAUCUCUGACAUGGUCAAGGAGCUGGACAUUGUUGUCCACACGCUGUCCCAGUACCCUGAGAUGAACUCCAGCAUUAAGAUGGAAGUGGGAAUAGAAGACUGCCUACACAUUGAGUUUGAAUACAACAAGUCCAAAUUUCACUUAAAAGAUGUGAUAGUUGGUAAAAUUUACUUCAUUCUGGUGCGAAUCAAAAUCAAGUAUAUGGAGCUGCAGGUGAUCAAACGAGAGACCACUGGCUCAGGGCCGAACACAUUCAACGAGAAUGAAACGAUAGCAAAGUAUGAAAUCAUGGAUGGAGCACCUGUCAGAGGUGAGUCAAUACCAAUUAGACUCUUUCUGAGUGGAUACGAACUCACGCCUACCAUGAGAGAUAUUAACAAGAAAUUCUCCGUCAGGUAUUAUCUGAAUUUGGUCUUAGUGGAUGAAGAGGAGAGGCGCUACUUCAAACAGCAGGAAAUCACCAUAUUCAGACGAGCUGACAAAGUCCGAAAAAACUAUCAAGCAGCUCUUUCCCAUCACAACCCCUCUCUGUUAUCUGACGGCAGUAGCGGUAGCAAGUCCCCCGGCCAGCCACAGCCCCUGCAGCAGGAGGGUGACGAAGGAGACAAGGACAGAGAGGAGAAAAAAGAUGAGGAGGAUGGAGAGAAAAGUUAA
Candidula unifasciata is the source of this 1059-nucleotide messenger RNA. The record is from the annotation of a GenBank genome assembly. Lineage: Eukaryota; Metazoa; Mollusca; Gastropoda; Stylommatophora; Geomitridae.